Molecule: messenger RNA, 4385 nt
Organism: Myxocyprinus asiaticus (Chinese sucker)
Lineage: Eukaryota; Metazoa; Chordata; Actinopteri; Cypriniformes; Catostomidae
Product: ATP-dependent RNA helicase DDX19B-like
Exons: 12
Coding region: 174-1613 (479 amino acids)
Biological process (GO): poly(A)+ mRNA export from nucleus
Cellular component (GO): cytoplasmic stress granule; nucleus
Molecular function (GO): ATP binding; RNA binding; RNA helicase activity
Source: RefSeq, a predicted model, not a curated record
ACGUGUAUCCGCCCGAAAGUGCGAGUAUCGCCCCCUAUAAGAAGCGAGGACUGCCACACGCCAUUGUGUGAAUCUGUUACAUUUAAGUGUUUUUGGUUUCGUUUUACCAAAGCCACUGUACAUUUUUUGAACCUUGUUUUUAUUGUAAACGUAUUUUAUUUGAAAGUAAGGACAUGGCAACCGAUUCCUGGGCCCAGGCUGUUGACGAACAAGAAGCCGCAGCGGAAUCGAUAGGCAACCUGCAAAUAAAUGAGAAGGAAGAUCAGCCAAAAGCAGAGGCAAAUGGGGCAAAGACAGAAGGAAAUGAAGAGAAGACUGAUGAUAAUGAUAAAGAGGACAAGGCAGCACAGUCACUGUUGAAUAAACUUAUACGCAGCAAUCUAGUGAAUACGACGAAUCAAGUGGAAGUCCUUCAGAGGGAUCCAAAUUCUCCUCUCUACUCAGUCAAGUCGUUUGAAGAGCUACGAUUGAAACCUCCGCUACUACAAGGAGUGUAUGCCAUGGGAUUCAACAGGCCCUCUAAAAUCCAGGAGACGGCCUUGCCCAUGAUGCUUGCAGAACCCCCACAGAAUCUCAUCGCCCAGUCUCAGUCAGGCACGGGUAAAACCGCUGCCUUUGUCCUGGCAAUGUUAAGUCAUGUGGACCCUGACAAAAAAUGGCCUCAGUGUCUGUGUGUGUCCCCAACGUAUGAGCUGGCCCUACAGACAGGCAAAGUCAUUGAGCAAAUGGGGAAAUUUUACCCUGAAGUCCAACUUAUGUAUGCUAUCCGAGGAAACAAACUGGAGCGGGGAAUUAAGCUGAAAGAACAGAUUGUGAUUGGCACUCCUGGUACUGUUCUGGAUUGGUGUCAAAAGCUUAGGUUUAUUGACCCCAAGGAGAUCAAAGUGUUCGUCCUGGAUGAGGCUGACGUCAUGAUCGCCACGCAGGGUCAUCAAGACCAGAGCAUACGCAUCCAGAGGAUGCUUCCUAAAACUUGCCAGAUGCUCCUGUUCUCAGCCACAUUUGAGGACACAGUGUGGAACUUUGCCAAGAGGAUUGUUCCAGACCCUAACAUCAUUAAACUUAAGCGAGAGGAGGAGACUCUGGACACCAUUAAGCAGUACUAUGUCAUAUGUAACAGCAAGGAAGAGAAGUUCCAGGCUUUGUGCAACAUCUAUGGAGCCAUUACUAUCGCACAGGCCAUGAUCUUCUGCCAUACCAGGAAAACUGCUGGGUGGCUGGCAGGAGAGCUUUCAAAAGAGGGCCACCAGGUGGCUCUACUGAGUGGAGAGAUGCAGGUGGAACAGAGGGCAGCAGUCAUCGAACGUUUCCGUAAUGGCAAGGAAAAAGUCCUUGUUACUACUAACGUCUGUGCCAGAGGGAUUGACGUGGAGCAAGUUUCUGUGGUUAUCAACUUUGAUCUGCCAGUGGACAAGGAUGGCAACCCUGACAACGAGACAUAUUUGCAUAGAAUCGGACGUACUGGACGAUUUGGAAAGAGGGGGUUGGCAAUCAACAUGGUGGACAGCAGGCUUAGUAUGAACAUCCUUAAUCGCAUCCAGGAGCACUUCAAUAAGAAAAUUGAGAAGCUGGACACGGAUGAUUUGGAUGAAAUUGAGAAAAUCGCCAACUAAGUAGCUGUCUUUUGUUCUUUUAAUGAAACUGUGCGCUGUGUAAAAUUUUAAUUCAGAGGCUGAAAGCAGAGCUGUGCCAGAAAAGAUGUUUACAUCUAAAGUAGUUUGAUCUCAGAUGGUCUUUUUAUAGAUUUUGUUUAAAUACAUUUCACUCUUUGUACUUAAUAAAUUUUGAAUGUGUAGUUUUAACAUCAUGUGUACAUGAAUGCUACGAAGAUUUUAUAUAAUGCAAAUAUUACCAGAUUUUAAGCAUGUCACAUGAGGAAUAUGCCUUUUAAAUAUCAAAUUUCAACUUGCACCUUUUAAAUUGAUCAGAGAAAGCAGUCUGCCUUCACACUAAGUGUGAAAAAAUUACAUAUUGACUUAUGUUGAUUUCCAUCAUGUGACUCUUAACCUAGAAUACCUUGAUAUAUUGAAGAUAAUUUUAUUUUAAUUGCUGAUGGCAUUUUUGUGGAACUAGAAAAUUAUCCUCCAAAUUGUGUUUGGUUCGUAGACUACUCUUCACUCUAACCUGUAGAUCUGCAAGCAAAAAUUUAUAAUUUUGGUCGUCUUUUUUUUGUGUGUUGUAUGAAAUAUGGGUGCUGCUACAUUUGCUAUGAAUUGGGAGUGCUGGCUGAUCGCAAAUAUAGCUGUUAUUGGCUUUGAAUUAUCAUAAAUAGUUGCCAAAAAUCCUUAAUUGUAUAAAAUCAAGUAAAGCCAAAGAUUUGUGCUUCAAUUGGUUUUACCAGUACUCGAUUUGAUAUUAAAUGACACAAACCUGUGUAUUCAUCAAUGUGUGUGAAAAUAAAAUAAAAAAAAUAAAUGUGCAUAUUUAUUAAGUACAAAGAGUAAAAUGGUUUCUAUAUACAACAGAUGCAGUUUAAAGAAUGGCAUUCAUUAUAAGAGUGCUCUGUAGUGCAAGCAUUAUCUGAAUCCCAGUAAUAGACUGUUUUGUAAUUAAAUUUUCAGGUUCAAGUACACAAAUGCAACUGAAUUUUUAACUGUGGAAGGCUGUGCAACAUACUCUUUAGCAGCCACCUUAAAAAUGUAAAAGGCUUGUGCUUGUGAAUGCAUCUUACUGGAUUCUUCAGGGUAGUCAUAGCAAAUUAUUAUUUUAUAUUGUGGGAAAUUCUAAUUUAAUCACUUGAAACGCAGUUGGCAUUUUAUAUGCAUACACAUAUUUUAUUGUUACAGCCUGGCUCAUGUAUGUAACAAGAAACGGUGACCAAACCAAGAGUAGAUUAGUGGGAAAAGGUAGUUCAUUAUGUUAAUCUAGGCCUAGGGUGAUACAGUUUAGAAGGUAUGAAAUGAGGUAUAACUUCCAAGACACCAUAUCGACAGAUGACAGAUCAGUCAUGUCAGCGAGGUUGAGUGGUGGUGCCUCAAACAGUCAAUGAAUGGAGACUUUAAUAGGCAAGACACUGUCUGGGCCAGGUGUUCCCACUAUCCUUGCUACCUCCUGACAUGACAGAGGAAAGUAAAACAGGGAGGACUGUGACAUUAUUCAUUGACAACGUGCAUUGUCGCAAUGGUUAAGAUCAAGUGUCAGUCGCAUCUUUGAAGGGAAAUUAUUAUUGUAAAAGAGAAUUACUGGUUUGACAAAAUUAAAUUCUUGAUGCCUUGUCCAUUUGUCAGUAUGUGAAUCAUACUUGACCUGUUACCUGGUAUUAAACAGUUUAUUUUUCUAGAUUUUUAUUCAAAAUUAAAUGUGAAAACUAUGAUUUAAAAAAAGGACUAACACUUGAUCAAGUGUUGCUCAGUCAGCUAAUAAAAGACUUGGGCUAUUAUCAAACUGAAGCAAAAAAAAUGUUUUUUUUGUUUUUGUUUUUAUAUAUAUAAUUUCAUUGAAACACUCAGUGCUUAAAGGGAUAGGUCACCCAAAAAUGAACAUUUCUUCUGUAGAAGACAAAUGAAGAUUUUAUAAGAAUAUCUCAGCUCUGUAGGUCCAUACAAUGCAAGUGAAUGGUGGCCUGAAGUUCCAAAAAGCAUAUAAAGGCAACAUAAAUGUAAUCUACAUGACUCUAGUGGUUAAAUUAAUAUCUUCAGAAGCUAAAUGAUAGGUGUGUGUGAGAAAUGGAUCAAUAUUUAAAUCCUCUUUUACUAUAAAUUCUCCUCCCUGUCCAAUAGGUGGUGAUAUGUACAAAGAAUGUGAAUCACCAAAAACAAAAGAAGAAGAAAGUAAAAGUGGAGAUUAAAGUAAAAAAGGACUUAAAUAUGACCACCAUUCACUUGCAUUGUAUGGACCUAUAGAGCUGUGAUAUUCUUCUAAAAAUAUUUGUGUUCAAAGUAAGUCAUACACAUCUAGAAUGGCAUGAGGGUGAGUAAAUAAUUAGAGAAUUUUCAUUUUUGGGUCAACUGUUCAUUUAAGGACAAUACUGUUCAUCGAAGAGGUUUCUACUUCUAAACCACUAGUCAUGAGAUGUGUGUUAUGUAUUCACCUUUAGCAAUAUUAAUUUAGCCUCAACCAUCUAAUUUUGUCAUUACAUAAUUUUAUUAAUUUUUUUUGUCUGUGAUGGUGCACUUACAGUUGAAUAAAUUAAGAAAGUAAAGCUUAAAUCAUGAUCAUAUUUUCCCUAUUUCACCUCAAUGGAAUGUAUGUACAAAAAGUAUGUAUCUCUUUCUAAGUGAUGUGUUAUGACACAGCCCUUUUAGAGUGUGGGUCAGCAGCUGUCUGGAUGUUACAGGAUUUGGAAUGCUUGCAGUAAAUAUUGAUAUCACUUACAUAAAAACUGUUUGCUGCAUUUGUGGUUAAUGUCUGAAUGAUGUUGAGUGGUAGAAUAAAGUAUAUUUGAA